UACUCAUUGCUUUUGUCUUCACAGGUUAACGACAUUGAUGUUACCAACAUGAGUCAUACAGAUGCAGUCAGCUUUCUCCGUGCUGCCCCAAAGACUGUCAGAUUGGUUCUAGGACGUGUGUUGGAGUUACCCAAGAUGCCAGUAUUGCCUCACUUGCUGCCUGAUAUUACACUAACGUGCCAUAAAGAGGAGCUAGGUCUGUUGUUAGCAGGAGGUCAUGACAGCAUUUACCAAGUUGUGUAUAUCAGUGACAUUCUCCCCAGAUCAGCUGCUGCCAGAGAGGAGAGUCUCCAUGCAUUAGAUAUUAUCCAUUAUAUUAAUGGGGUCAGCACACAAGGAAUGACACUGAAAGAAGCCAAAAGAACAUUGGAAACAUCCCUUCCUUGGGUCGUGCUCAAAGUGACCAGGUGCGUUCUGGAACUGCAUAUUUCCCUGUACUUACUGCUUUUCUCACUGGAUUAUACGUGGGUAAAACAUGCUUCUGGUAUAACAGCUAUUCACCAGAGCAGUAUCAGCUGGCAUAUUAUUGAGGACUGGUGCCACAAAAAGGGAACAUAUACUCUCAGAUUUGCACUUCAGUGCAAUAGAAGGGCACUUAGUACUUGCUGUAUUUUGUGUUUCUUGGGAAGACAAAGCUGUGUCAAGCAAUCAAGCGUUCAAAACAUUUGCAAAAUAUGGCACAGAUUGUUUUAA
Messenger RNA from Meleagris gallopavo (turkey), 693 nucleotides. Lineage: Eukaryota; Metazoa; Chordata; Aves; Galliformes; Phasianidae. The record is from RefSeq and is a predicted model, not a curated record.